CGAGACGAAGCAGCGGCAGCAGCAGCAGAGAAAGAACGUGUUUACAACGCGAACUUUUAAACAUAUUAAACUGCAGCUAUGCCGUAUGCUAACCAGCCCACGGUGAAGAUCACGGAACUGACUGACGAAAAUGUCAAGUUCGUCAUUGAAAAUACAGAUUUGGCGGUUGCAAAUUCUCUCCGCCGUGUGUUCAUGUCAGAAGUUCCCACUAUAGCAAUUGAUUGGAUCCAGAUCGAUGCCAAUUCAUCAGUACUGCAUGAUGAGUUCAUAGCACACAGAGUUGGUCUCAUACCUCUCACAAGUGAUGACAUUGUGGACAAAAUGCAGUAUUCUAGGGACUGUACCUGUGAUGAUUUCUGUCCAGAGUGUUCCGUUGAGUUGACCCUGGAUGUUCGAUGCACUGAAGAUCAGACUCGUCAUGUCACCUCACGUGACCUUUUGUCCAACAACCCCAGAGUCAUCCCAGUGACUUCCAGAAGUCGAGACAAUGAUCCCAAUGACUACGUUGAACAAGAUGAUAUUUUGCUCGUGAAGCUACGUAAGGGUCAGGAACUGCGACUCAGGGCAUACGCCAAGAAAGGCUUCGGUAAGGAGCACGCCAAGUGGAACCCAACAGCGGGGGUGUCCUUUGAGUAUGAUCCAGACAACGCACUGAGGCACACAGUCUUCCCAAGACCUGAGGAGUGGCCAAAGAGCGAAUAUUCAGAGAUUGAGGAGGAUGAGGUUCAGGCUCCCUAUGACCCCAACGGAAAACCCGAAAGGUUCUAUUACAAUGUGGAAUCAUGCGGCUCUCUGCGACCUGAGACCAUUGUGAUGUCAGCACUGGCUGUCCUAAAAAAGAAGUUAAGUGACCUGCAGACCCAGUUGAGCCAUGAGAUCCAGAAUGAUGUGCUCACCAUCAACUGAGGCGUCUCACUACCAGACCAGUGAUAGGUUUUAAGAUCCCAGUUAAGAUCACACAUCUCUAUUUUGUUUGUUUUGUUAAUUGUUACCUUUAAUAAUAAAAAAGAAAUCUCUUUA
Molecule: messenger RNA, 1020 nt
Organism: Solea senegalensis (Senegalese sole)
Lineage: Eukaryota; Metazoa; Chordata; Actinopteri; Pleuronectiformes; Soleidae
Gene: polr2c
Product: RNA polymerase II subunit C
Exons: 9
Coding region: 79-906 (275 amino acids)
Biological process (GO): DNA-templated transcription
Cellular component (GO): RNA polymerase II, core complex
Molecular function (GO): DNA-directed RNA polymerase activity; protein dimerization activity
Source: RefSeq, a predicted model, not a curated record